CCGAAGCGAAGCCGGUGUCCUUAAUGUGGACCAGCAGUGUGACGGUAUGAGACGACGCCUGAUGUGUUUUCAUUAUGUAUUUAUUUUUGUCUCGUCCAAACUCCUCGCAGCGUCUCUUGAUAGUCGCAGCCCUGCAUUCCAAAAGGGAAGACGAGUAUUUCACCAUGAGCUCAGACGAUGGUGACAUUGAGAACCAGGCUGAGCUAGAAGAGAAGACGAGGCUCAUCAACCAAGUGUUGGAGCUUCAACACACUCUAGAGGACCUGUCAGCACGGGUGGAUGCUGUGAAGGAGGAGAAUCUCAAGUUGAAGUCGGAGAACCAGGUUCUGGGUCAAUAUAUCGAGAACCUGAUGUCGGCCUCCAGCGUCUUCCAGACCACCGACACAAAGAGCAAGCGAAAGUAAGGAGCAUCUCGAAGAGCCUUGAUUUAGCAGCUGUCAAGUUCCCUAUGUUCAACCCUUUGAAACAUUAGACCCAAAUCUCAUGGAUCAUUGGACUUUAAAGAGGUAGCCUGGGAACCAGACGAAUCUGUGAGCUCAUGUCGUACAUUUGCUCUGGCAUAUACAUCUGGCCACUAUCGGUAUCCACUAUUAUGACAGUAUUAAACGAACUGGAUGGUAUAUUUUUUCUAAAAGAAUAACAAACAACUGCACGUAAAACUUUUGUUGGUAAGAAAGAUGUGUUUGCCGUACUUCCGACAGGAUUUGGUAAA
Lampris incognitus (smalleye Pacific opah) is the source of this 712-nucleotide messenger RNA. RefSeq names its product short coiled-coil protein B. Bases 75 to 404 code for a protein of 109 amino acids. Gene Ontology annotation, cellular component: trans-Golgi network. The record is from RefSeq and is a predicted model, not a curated record. Lineage: Eukaryota; Metazoa; Chordata; Actinopteri; Lampriformes; Lampridae. The transcript is spliced from 3 exons.